Molecule: messenger RNA, 1816 nt
Organism: Clunio marinus
Lineage: Eukaryota; Metazoa; Arthropoda; Insecta; Diptera; Chironomidae
Source: the annotation of a GenBank genome assembly
AAGAGUAGCAUGAAACGAACCUCCAUAACUUGGAAAACAUUAAAAAUUAUAAUUUUUCAAGAAAAUAAAGAUUAAUUUAUAAAAGAAAUUUACUUGAAAUAUUCAUCAUGAAGACUCACUUUAGCUACAUAUUUAUUACAUUUAUAUUUAUGCAGUUAUCUGCAUUAGUCUACAGUCAAAACUUUGAUUUUGAUUCCCACUUGACUGUUCAACUUUUUCACGCUUUGGAUGUUGACAAUCCAAAUGUGUUCACAUCACGUGGAAACAUAACUGUUUCAAGCAUUAACUCUGGAGAGUUUGUUAUAAAUCAAAAAGAUAUAACUCAACAGGAUCGUCAUUUCAUUACGAAUUUAGCAAAGAAAGACACAUUUUAUCGCCUUAGAGCCGAUGUUGUUGGGUCUGAUGGUAUAAAAACAAGCUUCAUAACAUCUUCAAAAGCUUGUCACAUGCUGCAUUCACAACUUCAUGAUGCUAUAACUAUCAACUUUGAUCACAACUUGGCAGUCGUUGGUGUCAAUCACAGAUCAAUAAAUUUGGAAGAAAUCUUUGAUAAAUGCAGCACAGAAGCAAUUAACGAUAUCACACUCAAUCAGCUUUAUGAAUUCAGCACGGUUGUCACCCUAAAGAUCAUUGAACAAGCUCCAGUUCCAGAUACAGUUGGAUUCAUUCAAAAAUUAGAAAAAGAAAGAGAGGCUAGAGAACGAGGAGAAACUAAAGACAAUCGGAGCUUCUUAUCCAAAUAUUGGAUGUAUAUUGUACCAGCAGUUAUUCUAUUGCUUAUUUCUGGUAUCACUAAUCCAGAAGCUCAAGGAGCUCAAGGCUCAGUUGCUGCUCAAAUGGUUCGAACAAAACAAACCGCUCGAAAAUCAACCGGAGGAAAAACUCCAAAGGUCUACAAGAUCCUCCAAACCAAAACAAAGGAGUUGAGAUCCAAAGGCAAACAUUUGCCUCAAGUUGGACGCAACGCUCAAAAGAAGAAUGGGGGAACGAAAAAAGUUAAACGUUUCAGACCAGGCACGGUGGCUUUGAAGGAAAUACGUCGCUAUCAGAAGACGACAGAAUUGUUGAUUCGUCAUGCUCCCUUUCAACGACUGGUAAAGGAAAUCUCUUUGAAGUAUAAAGCCGACUUUCGUUAUCAAUCUGGAGCAAUGAGCGCUUUGCAAGAAGCCGCCGAAUCUUACAUAACAGGAUUGUUUGAAGACACGAACUUAUGUGCUAUCCACGCAAAAAGAGUCACAAUUAUGCCGCGCGAUAUUCAACUUGCUAUGCGCAUUCGUGGUGAUUCACGUUAUGGCCCGAAAUAAACAUAAAACAAAGCAAUUUCAUUGUCUAUCACUUUCAAGUGUUGCUGAUAAUCAAAGAGAGUAUUUAAUUAACAUUAAAAAAAAUGAAAUGAAACAUUUUUAAUUCCCAAACAUUUUCUUUGAACAUUUUCUAUUACCUAAAUUUAUUAUUUGACAGUACAUUUGUAGUUAAUCAUAAUCAUAACAUUAAUUAAAAUUCACGAAGAAUAAUUAUAGAAAAGUACUUUGAAGAUUCAUUAAAAAUUUCAAGAACAUUACAUUUUGAAAGUAAAACUUAAAUUGGCUAAAAGCAAUUUAUCUAUUUAAAAUUCUUAAAUUCUUAUAUUUUGUGUGUUAAGAGAGAUACAAAGUUAAACUUUGAAUCAGAAAAUAUAUUUACAUACAUAUAUCGUAUAAUUAUGUUUUUUCCUUUGAAAAUUUAUGUGUGCAUGUUAUUGGUAAUCAUGAAAAAUCAGAAUAAAGUGAGAUAAAUUAUAUUUCAAAAGAAUUAUUUAAUUAAUCUUCAAUUAAAU